UUGCUUUGCUAUUGGUUGCCAGCCUUAUGCAGCUGCCUGUCAACAAGAUGGCCUUGCUCGACUAGUCUCUCAUGGCUGACUAUUAUGGUUAGCUAUGCAGGGAACCUAGGAACUGUACUUGCCUCCUCAGCCAUAAGCCAUCUGAAAGUGUCCAAAAUUGAAACAAGUACUCAACACAAAUGAUUGAUUUACGAUCGCGUUUUCUCAUGUUGGGAACUCGACUGCAUCCAAUUUGAGUAUGGAUUAACGUUAGCUUAAUCAAGAUACGUACCGCAGGUAGCUAACGUUCAUGCUAACAAGGAUUUAGCCAAAGCUAACAGGCUAGGUUGCUUGAUACCUGCAACCCGACAUCCUUGUUCGGAUUCCUUCCUUGUUUGGUGCUCUGAAAGGGAAGAGGAUUCAGUUUAUUGACACGUCUACGAGUAAAAACAUUUCUGGACGCAUAAACGAGACAACAACAACUUACCCAAGGAUUGUUUUUUGAUUGUAGAUCCACUGGUGCCUGCAAGCUGAGAAGUGUGAAUGAAAAUGUGUGGCGACGUCUUCUGCAGCCGUCCAGCGUAGAGACGCAGAUAUGCUCCUAGCGGGCCCAUUAUGAACCGUGACACCUUCUCCCACAUCCGGCUGUGGUGCCCGCGCCCCUUCGGCACCUACUCCCAGAACAAACCAUAUGGAGGGGGCACGGGGGGCAAUGGACCGGCCCCCUCGCUCUGCAAGGCAGAUGCCGCGGGCAGAACGUCCAUAGACGGUGGCGUCGGAUCCGGGCCAGAGGAUGACGAGGACGCCGGCACGGAGAACACCCCUCCAACCGCCGUGAACAACAUGCAGCCGCCACCGCCACCACCAGCCCCCCCAUCGCCCACCACGCAAGUGGAGGACGGCCGGGUCCUGCUUGACACCUGGUACGUCAUCAAGCCGGGCAACACCAAGGAGAAGAUCGCCUUCUUCGUGGCGCACCAGUUCAGCGGCACGGGCCUGCCUAGGCCCAGCGCCAUGAAGGUGAAGGGCAACUGGGCCACCGAUUGCACCAAGGCCAAGCGGCGGCGGCGCUGCUCGUCGUACGACCCCCCCACCAGGGCCCCCAACGAGACCUCGCCUGCCGACGCGGUGCUUGUGGAUGAUGGCCUCGGGGGUGUCAGCGAGACGGACUUGCUGUCCGUGGCGGAGAUGGUGGCUCUGGUGGAGCAGCGCACAGCCAUGGCCCUACAGGGCAUGGUGGUCCAAGGGCAAACCACCCCCAGCCAUCACCUUCACCCCCAGUCGAACGCCGUCCCCCCAGGCUCCGACUCGGACACCGGUCCGCUGGUCUACAUGUCCGAGGACACCUUGUCUCUGCCGGACUCCAGCAGUGACCUGGACGAGCAGCAGCAUGAGCUGGAGCAGCAGCCGAAUGACACCCGGCGGGUCGCCCAGGCCGUGGCGCACUACGAGUCGCAGCAGGGCGUGCCAGAGAAUGUACCCGCGAAAGACCAAGCGCCCGCCACCCCUGCGGGCGCCCCUCCCACGGCGGCCCACGGCAGGGGUGAAGUCCGAAUUGCCUUCCGAGUGUCCAGCUUGGACUCUCGCUCCCAGUCGGAGCCGGCCGGUCGCCCCCGCUGCAUGUUCAUGAGCUGCGGGUCAAGCGGAGCACAGAAUGGCGCGCGGUCCAAAGAGAAGAUCACCUGUGACCUGUACCAGCUGGUCAGCCCUUCCUCUCGAGACCCGAGUCUCCUAUUAGCUGGCUCCCCGAAGGGAGACGGCUUGGGGGACGGGCACCCCGACCGGCCCCCGUCGGCCUCUUCCGCCACCCCGGACCCCAACCCUGACCUCGUCCCUGCGGAGAAGAAGAAUGUUUCUCGCGAGCGCGUGACUGGUUUCCACGUGGAGGUGGUGGUGACUGGCGCGGUGGACCAGUGCGUUUUUUACGGUAAGGACAGCACAGAGAAUGUCCAGGAGGAGACGGUGUGUUUCGCCAAGCCGGGAGGAGGGGGCAGCUCGUCGGACGCGUCGGAGGACCCCCCACCCGGUCAGCUCUUCUUCCUGCAACCGCCCACCCCCGACGAGGAAGUUGGGGUCAAGGGCAUGGGUGUGAACGGUGGCGGCCUGUGCUCUUUGGACUGUGCUAACAACAACAACAGCAGCAGUGGGUCAGCCGCGGGUAGCGGCGGUGGUGGCGUUAACGGGACAGUCGUCGGCGCCGCUGAGCGGCCCGACUCGCCACUCCCAGGCGUGGAGGACGGAACGGGCGGCGAUUCGUCCUCCUCGUUGUGCCGCCUCUACCGCCACGUCUCGCACGACUUCCUGGAGAUCCGCUUCCAGAUCCAGCGGCUGCUGGAGCCGCGGCAGUACAUGCUCUCGCUCCCCGACCACAUCAUGGUCAACAUCUUCAGCUACCUGCCUACGCGCUCGCUCGCCGCCCUCAAGUGCACGUGCCACGACUUCAAGGCGCUCAUCGAGACGUACGGCGUGCGCGCCACGGACUCCCGCUGGAACCAGGACCCGCAGUACCGCGACGACCCCUGCAAGCAGUGCAAGCGGCAGUACGAGCGCGGCGACGUCUCGCUCUGCCGCUGGCACCCCAAACCUUACCACCACGACCUGCCUUACGGACGCUCCUACUGGAUGUGCUGUCGGCGCACCGACAAGGACACGCCGGGCUGCCGCGUGGGCUUGCAUGACAACAAUUGGGUGCAGCUGUGCGACCUGGUGCAAACACGCUCAAAGCGAGACGACGGGAGGUAAAGGGCCCGGGGUGGCGUUUGGGGGUGACGGGCUGAUUUUUUUGGUUCGAGGCAGGGCGUAUUGGGGAAGGGGGGAGCUGGGGGUUCUCAUCAUCAUCCUCCUCCAGCUCCCGCCUCUUCCUCGUCUCUCUCUCUCCCGCUGCCCCCCGUCUCCCCCAUCCUGCCUGUCCUCUUUGUACCUCAGAAUGCCAGAGUAAUGUUGGAGGGUCUGGUUUGCCUCCUCUUCCCACCUCUCAGCUCUGUCUAACCUCGCUAUCAUGUCUGUAUGAGUUCUUAGCAGUACGUCACUCUCUAACACACACAUACAUACACCUGUAACUGGCAGGCCAAUGCACAUGUAUGGAGGAAUAAAUGGAGGCUGGUGGAAA
This is a messenger RNA of Alosa alosa (allis shad), 3088 nucleotides long. It is a transcript of the gene fbxo46, whose product is annotated as F-box protein 46. The record is from RefSeq and is a predicted model, not a curated record. Gene Ontology annotation, molecular function: protein binding. NCBI's taxonomy places the organism in Eukaryota, Metazoa, Chordata, Actinopteri, Clupeiformes, Clupeidae. The transcript is spliced from 2 exons. Gene Ontology annotation, biological process: intracellular signal transduction. The coding region runs from base 595 to 2721 and encodes 708 amino acids.